UCCGGGUAGAGCCCUCCCUCCCCAAGUGAAGCUCUCGUCGGCCGGAAUGACCAAAUCUCUCCGAUCAGUCUUUUGUUUCCCGUUCCAUCCAUCGACGUUCUUAAUCUCUCGAAUCUGGAUUGGCCAAGGACCGUAGAAAAUUCCGGGUUAAUUUCUGGUUUGAACAUUGAAAUGCCGAGAUGGGAUGCUGUUGAAAUUCUCCCGGAAUAAUCAUUCUUUUUAGUAAACCAACAGUUCAUCUGGAACAAUGGAUCGUUCUAAUUUGUAGAAAUAUUUUGUGGGUAUGGAAGAUAACAGCAUACACUGUGACGUCGCAGUGGGUUUUGGUCUUAAUAGGAAGGAGUUGAUCAAUCUCAUAGAUAUGGAAGUUCCAGCGGGUCCAGACAACGAAACAAUUGAAAGUUCUGUUGAAGGGGAGGUUCACCAGGCUGAGGAGGUUGGUAAGAGCACUGAGAGUACCUCAGGAAGGGAAUUAGUUACAAUUGAAGGGGACCCAAAUGAACCACGAGUGGGUAUGGAGUUUGAUUCGGAAACAGCAGUGCAUGCCUUCUAUUCUGCAUAUGCUGAUCGCGUUGGAUUUGUCAUCCGGUGGAGCAGACUUGGUCGCUCCAGGCGUGACCGUGCUGUUAUUGCUCGGGAAUUUGUGUGUAACAAAGAGGGUUUCCGAGUAGCUGAUAAGCGUAAUAAGGCUGGAUCGAAGCCACGGGCAACCACGAGGGUAGGUUGCAAGGCAAUGAUGGCUGCAAAGAAACUAAAUUCUGGAAAGUGGUUUAUUUCAAAAUUUGUGAGGGAGCACAGUCAUCCACUGAUUAUUCUUGGUUAUCGGAAGACUUCGAUCUGUGGUCCAUUUCCGAGUGACGAUGAGAGGAUCCGGGAACUUUCCCAACAGCUAUUUCUUGAGAAACGAAGAUCUACAACGUACAAAAAGUAUCUUGAACUGCUCUUCAAUCACAUUGAAGAACACACAGAGAGCCUGUCAAAAAAGAUCCAAUAUAUAGUUGAUGCGGUAAAUGAGGUUGAAUCCGAAAGAGCAUCAAAGACCUAGAUAGGAUUGGCAUUAUUUUAGAGUGCAUCGCUACAUUUUUUCCUCUUGUCGACGUUUAGUUGUGCUUUGUUUGUCAUUCAUCAAAGGUAACACUAGUUGGGAUUCCUUGAAGUAUCUGUUCUAGCCUCUUUUGCUGCAGAAAGUCAAAGUUUGGGUUUCUGUUUUAUACACUUACACCACAUCUAUGUGGUGCAUAUGCAGUUGGAUCAGUACUUGUUACGGUUGUUUAGAUAUUUCUUCCGCCUGUAUAAAUGGAGUUGGUUCUACUCUUUGAGAUGAU
Molecule: messenger RNA, 1325 nt
Organism: Telopea speciosissima
Lineage: Eukaryota; Viridiplantae; Streptophyta; Magnoliopsida; Proteales; Proteaceae
Product: protein FAR1-RELATED SEQUENCE 5-like
Exons: 3
Coding region: 284-1045 (253 amino acids)
Source: RefSeq, a predicted model, not a curated record